Molecule: messenger RNA, 783 nt
Organism: Solanum verrucosum
Lineage: Eukaryota; Viridiplantae; Streptophyta; Magnoliopsida; Solanales; Solanaceae
Product: EIN3-binding F-box protein 2-like
Exons: 3
Coding region: 1-783 (260 amino acids)
Source: RefSeq, a predicted model, not a curated record
AUGCUUUUAUCAUGUGGGGAAAAUGGAAAGAGGAUUUGUGUCACUACCGCUUUUGAAAAUUUUGAGCAGAGGAAUCAUUCUUCCACUGAAAUCUUUAUUGAUAAAUUCCUCUUUGAGGUAUUCAAGCGUCUACCCAGUGGCAGUGAGACAAGUGCUUAUGCUUGUGUUUCUAAGCGAUGGCUCACACUUUUAAGCAGUGUUCACAAGGAUGAGAUCACAGAAUCUAAGAGAUAUCUUGCCAGGUCCCUUGUUGGUAGGAAAGUCACAGUUUCCAGACUUGCUGCUAUUGCCAUUAGAACUUCAAAACAUGGAGGUUUAGCAAAGAUAUCUAUUCGGGGAAACAACGUUUGUCGUGGUGUGACUGAUGUUGGUUUCAAGGAUAUUUCUCGAGGUUUCCCUACGCUCAGAGAACUUUCCUUGUGGAAUGUGUCUUCUGUUGGUGAUGAAAGUUUAUCUGAGAUUGUCCAUGGAUGUCAUUUGUUAGAGAAACUUGAUCUUUUCCAAUGCCCAAGAAAUAGAGGUCCGGGUGGUUCUACAUGUCUGGAGCAUAGGAGUCCUAAUGCGGUGAAUGAGAGUCGAAUGAUGAAUUCAUCUAGGACACACACUUGUGAGCCUACUCUUGUUCCUUCCCGGAAGGGAAGUUUUAACAUCUUAGGUGCUUUAAAAUUUGUACCUGGGAUGCUCAAUAGCUGUAUUUGGGCUCAUCCUCCUUCUUAUUUUUUUAGUUUACUUCAAAAUUCUAAGGAGACAUUGAUCUUUUUACACAAGGGGUUGUUCCUCUAG